UAUACGUUAUAUUAUCAAAUAAUACCUAUUACCACAAGGCUUUUGUAAUAAUCUUCUCAGUUGCCGUUUUCAUUUCAUCGUGUUGUAGACGUUAUUUAAACUUAUCAAAAUUUUCUUGCGGAAAAACACAUUUAAUUUCGUACACCUACCUCGUGUUUUCUAUUCAGGUUAAUAUUUAGUUAAAUCAUUGAAAUCAUAAUAUCGUUACAACUGUUCAAUUUCAAGUGAAAAAUUCGGUGUGAUUCUUAAAAAAAAUCUACAGUUAAAGAUCUUACUAUAAGUAAGUUGAAUUAAAACAUUUUUUAAAAAUGAAGCUGAAGGAUGUGGAGUUUGCGCCCUUGUGCGUACCCCUUAAUAGAAGACUAGAAACGUUGGCUGCUGCUGCAUGGAUUCACUUAAUCUUUUUUGGAGGUUUAACAGGAAGCUUGUUUCUCUUGUACGUAGUAUUGGCUACUCGAUUUUGGUGGUUGGGCCUUAUGUAUGCAGCUUGGAUUUACAUUGAUCGAAACAGUGCAUCUUCAGGAAAUUUGAGGUUUGGUUUUGUCCGCAAUUGGACUUGGUGGUAUUAUUACAGAAGGUAUUUCCCCGUAUCUUUAAUUAAAACUCAUGAUCUUCCUGCUGACAAAACAUAUCUGUUCGCCACUUACCCACAUGGAAUGUUAUGCUCUGGAGUAUUUUCUAAUUUUGCUACAAAUGCAAGUCCUUUUAGAGAAUUGUUUCCCGGGCUCAAAUCGUUUCUGAUUACACUCAAUCUUCACUUCCAUUUGCCAUUUACCCGAGAACUUGGUCUUGGAUUAGGUCUUCGAGAAUGUUCAGAAAAAAGUCUUGUUAACAUAUUAAAUGGUAAUAAGGGUAAUGUAGCUGUAUUAAUGGUAGGGGGUGUUUCUGAAGCUUUCAAGUCUUUUCCCGGUCCUAUUCAAAUCAUUGUUAAUAAAAGAAAAGGAUUUGUUCGAGUUGCGUUGAAAACUGGUGCAUCCUUAGUUCCGGUAUUUUCAUUUGGUGAAAAUUAUGUUUACGCAAAAGGUGAAGCACCACCAGAUUCUUUUUGGGACAAAGCAUUGAAGUUGGUUAAAUGGAAAGCCGGUAGACUGGUUCCAGUUGGCCGAGGUCUAUUCCAGUACAGUUUUGGAAUAGUACCACGAAGACAUCCAAUCUUCACUGUUGUUGGAAAGCCAAUAGAUGUACCAAAAAUUCCAAAUCCUACAGCUGAAGAUAUAGACAAAUAUCACAAAAUUUUUGUCGAUGAAUUGACGAAGUUAUUUGAAGAACAUAAAACCAAGUAUUCCAAAAAUCUAGAAGAACUCAAUUUAGUAUUAGACUGAAAAUAUAUUUUAACUUAAACUUCAUUCGUUAUUAAAAAUGUUAAUUUUAGGAAUAACUUUAUUCGUAAUUAUUUUUUAUAUUCAAUUGUUUUUGUGAAUAACAUUUUUAAUUAGUUUUAAAUUAUUAAUUUUGUAUUUGAUUUACAGAUUUUAAAUUAUUUUUAAGCAAUUUUAUUAUUAUUAUUUUUUUUUUUGUAAUCAAUAUUCUAAAUCAUUUUAUAUAUUGUUUUUAUGCUAAAAAAAAGUUAUUAUUCAUUACAUUAUAAUGUAAUUUAGUUAAAGAUUAUUGUAAAAAAUAUACUUAAAGAUUUGUCAUUAUACAAAAAAAUGUUGUUAAGGAAUAUAUUUACAUUUUUUA
Messenger RNA from Daktulosphaira vitifoliae (grape phylloxera), 1680 nucleotides. Its product is annotated as 2-acylglycerol O-acyltransferase 2-A-like. The transcript has 5 exons. Gene Ontology annotation, biological process: triglyceride biosynthetic process. Gene Ontology annotation, molecular function: diacylglycerol O-acyltransferase activity. The record is from RefSeq and is a predicted model, not a curated record. Lineage: Eukaryota; Metazoa; Arthropoda; Insecta; Hemiptera; Phylloxeridae. Gene Ontology annotation, cellular component: endoplasmic reticulum membrane. Bases 309 to 1322 code for a protein of 337 amino acids.